AUGUCGUUCAUUGACGAUGACCUGCGCCGAGUCGACGCUGCCCUAGACAGGUUCCAACUGAAGGAGGCGGAGGAAAGGGUGUCGGCCGCGACAACCGAAGGAGAAAGAGUAGCUCCGCCUGUUGAGGAUGCUCGAACUGCCGAACUCAAAGCAGUAGUCCGAGCGUUGUCGACAACUUCAAGCUCGAGGCCCCUUCUACGUCGGUCUAGAUUGCGCAGCCUGCUACGUCAACUUGGGAGAAAAGAGGGGGAGCAGGCGGUCGCUGAGACAACUUCACCAGACAUUUCAAAUCUGGAGUGGAUUGCGACAGGGAAGGCAACAGCUCAAGUCUACGGGCUGAUCCUUAAUUCUCUUCUAGAUCGGACAAUACCCUUGGGCGAGUCCAUCUGGUACUGGGACGAUAUCUUGGGGUCUUAUGGAAAUAUCCUCCUCUACACAAUUCAAACGUCGCCGAUCAGGUUCUGGGAGCAGGCGAAAGAGGUUUAUGCGGAUGCACGACGGAAAUUUGUGCAAGGCCAUGACCUCACAACCUCCGCAAGACAAGCUACAAGAACCGUGACCGAGGGUUGGCGUGAAUUCUAUGGCCUGGUUCAAAACAGCAUCCGAGAGCGCUCCCUGGCCCAAGCGCAAACAAAGAUCCUGUCACCGUUUUCCAUAGCCCGUAUGCAAGCACGGCGGAAUCUCGAGCGCAUACAACAUCUCCGAAAGUCGAGUGCCGGAACAAUUGGCAGACUUGUUAGAGAAUGUCUUGUCUUUGGUGGAUCUCCGGAAGAUCGGAGGCAUGGCGCUUUACUCCAAGUGCUGGAAGCCGAGGAAGAUGACUGGCAGACCACGAUAGCUCGAGCGGCGUAUCUGCUCGAUAGUGCCUCGAGGAGUCAAGACGAUGUGGAAGAGUUCAAUUUUGACCCACAAACAGCCUCGUCGACAGAAGUUGCGAAUCUGCUGGUCAAAAUUCUCGAUGAGCGCCUUCCGAAACAAGAAAAAGAGGCCUACGACUUGCGACGACAGUACGGCAAACCGUCGAGAUUGGUCCGCUACUGGAUUCCUGCUGUGGGUUUGCUGCUUUCAGGAAGUACCCUGCUUCGGAUCCUUGUCAACAGGAAAGCCGAAAUCGCCCAGUGGUUCCGGGACCUGGGCCAAACGAGCAUCGACUUCUGGACAAACUGGGUCAUCGAGCCGACGAAGAAACUCAUCGGCACGAUCCGCCACGACGAGCAAAGCGAAAUAGCGAUCCAAAGCCGCGACAGCCUCCGAGCGGACAGGGAAAGUCUGGAACGUAUGGUGGUUGACUUUGCCAUUCAGCAUCCAGAUGAGAAGGGGGCCAAUUUCACAGAGGCACAGAUCGCGGAACUCAGGGCGAAAGUGAAGGAAGGAGACCUCACGCCGGUCCUCAGGGCGUAUGAAAGAGAGAUGCAAAGUCCCAUCAAGAACGCCAUUAUGGGCGAUCUCGUGCGCACGUUACUCAUUCAAGUCCAGAAGACCAAAGUCGACGUCGAGGUCGCGAUCGGUGGAAUAGAUUCCAUCCUCAAGAGUCAGGAGCUGUUGUUUGGCUUUGUCGGCAUUGCCCCGGGAGUGCUCAUCUCCUAUUUUCUGUUGCAGUGGUUGACAACUGUCCUCGGCGGCCGCAAAGGUCUAAGGCAAGGCAUGAAAAAGGGCGAAACGAUUCGUCUGAUCAGGAACAUCGACCGCACAUUGACCUCUUCCUCUCCCUCACCGGACGUCGACAUGGACAGUGGUAUAAUCUCCGAAGAAAACCACGGCUUCCUGCUCUGCGAGACGCACCUCUUGCGUCAACGCGCCGCCCAAGUCCUUCCUAGAGCCGUGUGGAGAGAAUUCCUCGAGGACCUGGACGAUUUGCUCGAUGUCAAGCAGGGCGUCAGUCGGCAAAUUCAGGUCGUGAGGAGGAUCGAGUGGGCUUAUGCGAAGUGGUUGAAAUGA
Fonsecaea multimorphosa CBS 102226 is the source of this 1938-nucleotide messenger RNA. RefSeq lists its product as uncharacterized. The record is from RefSeq and is a predicted model, not a curated record. The transcript is spliced from 3 exons. The coding region runs from base 1 to 1938 and encodes 645 amino acids. Gene Ontology annotation, cellular component: mitochondrial outer membrane. Lineage: Eukaryota; Fungi; Ascomycota; Eurotiomycetes; Chaetothyriales; Herpotrichiellaceae.